Messenger RNA from Pomacea canaliculata, 1972 nucleotides. RefSeq names its product melatonin receptor type 1A-like. Gene Ontology annotation, biological process: G protein-coupled receptor signaling pathway. NCBI's taxonomy places the organism in Eukaryota, Metazoa, Mollusca, Gastropoda, Architaenioglossa, Ampullariidae. The record is from RefSeq and is a predicted model, not a curated record. Bases 533 to 1093 code for a protein of 186 amino acids. Gene Ontology annotation, molecular function: G protein-coupled receptor activity. Gene Ontology annotation, cellular component: membrane. The transcript is spliced from 2 exons.
UUCUAAUCUUUAUCUCCGACCACGCGAUUGCAAACGAACGAAACCUUGAGCGAGUCAAAAACCAGAGAUCAGGUGUUGUGUCGUUUGGAGACGUGACGUGACGUGACGUAACGCGUCAUGGCGUUCGGAGACGGAAACUCGACUCAUUUCGUUCCUCGAUUCAUCGACAUGUCGAGUGUUCUCAACUUGAGCAGCGGCGACGACAGCGUCACUGGCAUCCACAACGCCGAGGACAGCUGUAACGGAUCGGAAGCUGUGGCGUUGGAUGACGUUGUGCCGACAUCGGAGAGGGUGACGGAAGGUCUGGUCCUCCUUGUCAUCUGCAUCGUGGCCGUCAGCAGUAACCUGUUCCUGUGGGUCGUCGUCCUAAGGACCCCGGAGCUGCGCCUGCCUUCCAGUUACCUCAUCCUGUGCCUGUCGUUCGCCGACCUGCUGGUGUCGGCCGUUAACAUGCCUCUGACGGUCUUCACCAUCUUCCGCGGACAUUGGGUUUUCUCUCCGACCCGUCUGCGCAGCCACAGGCUUCUCUAACAUGCUGGCCUUUGUGGCCAGUGUGGCAUCACUCAACAGCAUCACCUUCAACAGGUACAUCCGGGUAUGUCGUCCGGCCCAAUACGAUGUGUUGUACUCGCCUGCUGGUCAAGUGUUACAUAUUGGCGGAGUGUGGCUGUUCUCAACUGUCCUGUCCUUGCCGCCUCUCUUUGGCUGGGGCGAGUAUGAGUACGUGCCCACCCAGUACUUCUGCUACUGCAAGUGGGGCAGCUCCCUUCCCUACGCCAUCUUCAUGAUCGUCGUCUGCUUUGGCGGCACCAGCACCAUGAUGACGUCAUGCUACCUGUCCAUCUACCGGACAUACACGCGCAGCAACCGCACCAUCUCGGCGUCCGGAAACCGCCUCCUAGCAGCGAGUCUGACCUCAUUUCCGGAAAGUGGGAGAUAUUUGCGAAACUACGUCAUGGGCUCCCGAAACAGCUUCUCGCCGGGGAUCUCCAGGAGAUCGGAGGGGCCACGCAGGCAGGGAUCCUCCAUUUCGCUGACAAAGUAUGCUGCCCAGUGGCGUCACAACUCGAGUUUUCUGCACAAGGCUCUGUGAAGCUGAUACGUUUUAGCGACCAGGACGUGGCGGCGCUGCCUGUUAACCAAACGUGCCCAAACCUGCCGUCCCUCUCAGCCAGCCGGAGCCCGCCACGUGAGCAUUACGUCCGCCGGUCACCCAGGCAAUGGUUCGAGAAGAACGGCAGCGAGUUCUGCGUGAACCUCACGGUAGGCUCGUCCGACAUGAAGGACCAAGGCCUGUCCAUGAUGUCUUCAUCAGACAGGAAGGGAAGGAGCGCCCUCUUUCGGCCCAUGACUCGCUCCUUCUGCUCUGCGUCCGACGUGUCGGCCAUUCGCCGAGCAGGCACGAGCACCUCGCUGGCUAGCCAAGCUGGAACCGGAAGCGUUCGCGGCGAUCGCCGGCGGCGAGAUGAGAUGCGUGUCACCGUCACCAUGCUUCUUGUCAUCUUCGUCUACGUCAUUUCCUGGCUGCCGUACUGCGUCACCAUUCUGUUGAACAUCCUUCUCCCGCAAGCCGUUGCCACGGCAGGUGGAUAUGGUUGUGAUCUUGCUGGGUUACGGAAAUAGUCUCUACAACCCUUUCAUCUAUGGCCUCCGUAACAGCAGCAUUAAGUCUGGAUACAUUAAGCUGCUGACAGAUAUUCGAGCUGUCUGCUGUUCAUGUCGGUGUUCAGAACGAGCAGCGCACAAAGUCGAGUUCUAUCUGUAAGUAAAACACCCACUUUUAUAUAAAGGAGAAUUUCUCAUCUGUCUUCGUAUCAUAACGACAAACAUAGACACACUCAGGUAUUGGGUUUAGUGGGCAAAAACUUGAGAGUGAACAUUAUUGUAAGACCUUAUCGCCCCAAGUUGUUGUUUCCUUACCUGUACUUGUCGUUGGAGGAAAUGGACGAACGCACAUGCUGAAGGCUCGAAG